CGUGCCAGCGGUGCUCCCUGGGCUGCCCACCCGAGCCUAGCUCCUGUGCCGCGGGGCCCUGCCCCGGAAUCCGGUCCACAGAGGCGGAAGCGACCCCGAGGGCAUGUGGCAGGUCAUUGCCCGCUCCCUGUGCCGGGCGAGCUCCCGCGGCUGGCAGAGGCGGCUGCCCUGGCCCAGCGCUGGCCCCAGCCCCGCGCCUGCAGCCCCACAGCGCUGCAGCCCCGCGCGGACCCACAGGAUGACCUCUGCCCGCAGCCUCUCCUCCAUGGCCCCCUCCGUCCGCCUCUCGCCCGCCACCCGCAGCCUCUUCGAUGAGCCGCUGGCCAUCACAGUGCAGGGACUCAGCCCACGGCAGCAGGUCACGCUACGGACAUCCCUGCAGGACGAGACGGGCGAGCUCUUCCAGGCCUGCGCCCGCUACCAGGCAGGAGACGACGGGGAGCUGGACCUCGCCCGCUGCCCCGCGUUGCCGGGAGGCAGCUUCUCUGGCCUGGAGCCCAUGGGGCUGCUCUGGGCUUUGCAGCCCCAGAAGCCCUUCAGGCGGCUGGUGAAGCGGGACGUGCAGAGCCCCUUUGUCCUGCAGCUGGAGGUGUUUGAGGGCCACGGGGAGCCCCCGGGGCGGCUCCUGGCCCAGGCGCAGCACGAGCGGGCGUUCCUGCGGGACAGGGUGCGGAGAGUCCCGGUGCGAGAGGGGAGGAUCCGGGCAACGCUUUUCCUGCCCCCCGGAAAUGGCCCCUUUCCAGGAAUUAUUGACUUAUAUGGAACUGGAGGAGGACUCCCUGAAUACAGGGCAUGCCUGCUGGCCAACUAUGGCUUUUCUGUGCUGGCUCUGGCUUUCUACGGCUAUGAAGAUCUCCCCAAAGAGAUGAAGGAAUUCUGCCUAGAGUACUUUGAAGAAGCCGUAAACUAUAUGUUACAACACACCCAGGUUAAAGGUCCAGGGAUUGGGUUGCUUGGAAUCUCAAAGGGGGGUGACCUGUGCAUCUCCAUGGCCUCCUUCCUGAAGGGCAUCACAGCCACCGCCCUUAUCAACGGCUCGGUGGCAAACGUGGGCGCAGUGCUCCGCUACAAGGACAUCACCAUUCCACCCCUUGGUGUCAAUGCAAAACGCAUCAAGGUCAACAAGUCUGGGAUUGCUGAUAUUGUUGAUGUACUGAACAACCCACUAGAAGGGCCUGACCGCCAAAGCUUUAUCCCUUUGGAGAAUGCCGAGUGUCGCUUCUUGUUCAUUGUUGGCCAGGAUGAUCACAACUGGAAAAGUGAAUUCUUUGCAGUUGAGGGGAGCAAACGUUUGCAAGCUCACGGGAAGGAAAAGCCUGAGAUAGUCUGUUAUCCUGGAGCAGGGCACUACAUUGAACCCCCCUUUUUCCCAAUGUGUGCAGCCUCAAUGCACCUGCUAGUUGGCAAGCCUGUGGUGUGGGGAGGGGAGCCCAAGGCACACUGCGAGGCACAGAUAGAUGCUUGGCAGCGGAUCCAAGCUUUCUUCUACAAACACCUCAUGGGCGAGCCGUCUGGAGCACCCAGUAAGCUGUGAUGACAGUUAGGUUACUUUACAGAUUAAGAUCCUGGUGUUUUAAGUUUGUUUUUGUUAAAUGGCUAAACAUGGGCUUCUUGGAGGAUGACGGUGGGCAAGAGUGUGAGAGCUGCUUCCUUUUAACAUCCUUCUCUAACCUUGGUUAGAGGUCUUGGCCUCCUGUCAUGUGUAGUAUGGGAUUACAAGCUGUGGAAAAAAUUAUAGUGGUAAGGUUGAGUCUGCUUUGAAUGUGAAUUUAAGUGGAAGGUAAACUCAUGCAAGCUGAGAGCUGGGAUGAAAAUUUGCCUCAGCUUUCUCAGAGGAAGCAUGUUGUAUGCUAUUGCCCUUAUCAGAGCCAGCUUUGUGCUCUAGUUUUUCUGGAUGCAGCUGUUCUCUCUUCCAGCCUCCAAUCAUCUUUCUGUUCUCCCUGUGCACUUCCCUCUCCUUCCUCUUCUCCCAUUGCACUGAAAUGCAUCUGCCUUAACACUUAAUACCUAAUAUUUCACUUACCAAAAGCAGCAAUACUGUGCCUGCAUCCUCAGAUCACACAUCUCCCAUUUAUAGAUGACAACAGCCCAUAGCCCGAUGUGACAUUCUGGGCACAUGCAAUAGAAGUGAGGCAUUUGUAUGCUUUUGGAAAGUUUGUAAGCAUAUAGAAACAACAGGAUUGGACCUGUUGGUAGUCAUGCCAGGAACUGCUCGUGGGCAUCUCCUCAGCAGGGCUGGAUAUCCCUGUGCAGGUCCUCAGCGCUGCUGGAGGGCAGUUUCUCCCUGCCUGUACAUUCCCUUAAUGCCUGUGGAGCUGCGUGCUUGUAGGUGGCUGCUAGAAACAGCAGGGCUGGGAAGCUGCGCAGCUCCUCGAGGCAUCUCUGCUUUGCCAGGGAGUGCCACGCAGGCAGGUGUGUAGGAGGCAGGCUGGAAGGGGUGGUGAGGCGGUGGCAUUGCUGUGCUGGGAACGGGGCUCUCUCUUCUGCUAGGCCCUGCAGACCUCCAGCUUCAUUUCUGGUUCUCUCUGAGGAGCAGGGGGCAGCGGGGUGCUUUCCCCCUCCCACCCACCCCCCGCCCGGGGGUUGUCGGUAACGUUGGGCACCUAAGUACGAGUUUGAACGAAAAAGCACUGAGUAUUGUGCGUGGGGUGCUGGUGAGUUUGCACUAUUGUGUAAGUUUUUAACACGUCGGUGCCUUACAAACCCAAGCCGAGUGGAUACAGUGUAAGUUGCUGUUCGUGUAUUUAUGCGUUUUGCAUUCGUUGUAUUUUUUAAUGGAUUAAAACGAAACGUUAAUCUUUA
Messenger RNA from Grus americana (Whooping crane), 2802 nucleotides. RefSeq names its product acyl-coenzyme A thioesterase 1-like. Gene Ontology annotation, molecular function: fatty acyl-CoA hydrolase activity. Lineage: Eukaryota; Metazoa; Chordata; Aves; Gruiformes; Gruidae. The transcript has 3 exons. The coding region runs from base 104 to 1534 and encodes 476 amino acids. Gene Ontology annotation, biological process: acyl-CoA metabolic process; fatty acid metabolic process. The record is from RefSeq and is a predicted model, not a curated record.